Messenger RNA from Rhincodon typus (whale shark), 816 nucleotides. RefSeq lists its product as uncharacterized. Bases 34 to 816 code for a protein of 260 amino acids. The record is from RefSeq and is a predicted model, not a curated record. NCBI's taxonomy places the organism in Eukaryota, Metazoa, Chordata, Chondrichthyes, Orectolobiformes, Rhincodontidae. The transcript has 5 exons.
CCUGAGGCCUGUGUGGCCUCAUGCUGAGUGAUAAUGUGGAACAGUCUCACCUUCAGCAUCGCCUUCAUAUGUCAGGCUUUUGCACAAACGGACAUGGUGAAAGAAACACGGAAAUACAUAUAUGGAGCCAUAUUUGACACUGUUUUAUUGCAUGGAGAUAUGAAAGAAGUUAAAAACGGCCAAAAAAUACAGUGGUCCUUUAUUGAUCGUGCACAUAAAACCUUAAUAUCGUUUCAUCAUGUCGGUUCUGAAACUCCUACUAUGUCGUCAUAUUAUCAACAUCGAUGUACAUAUUACCCAACGAAUGGAAGCCUGGAGCUGCAGCGGUUGGAGAUUUCUGACAGUGGUGUUUAUCAACUGAAUGUAGAAGGAUAUUACAGUGAUUCACCAGAAAAACUAUAUAGUUACUUAAUAUUUCUAGAGGUUGAAGGAAUACAGUUUCUCCACAAACGCAUUCUUCUCAGCUCUGUCAUUGCUGUGGUCAGUACAAUGAUGUCCUUUGCUGCAAUUUGCUUCAUCAUUUUCUUUUGCAUAGAAAAAUACAAAGGUCCGAAACAGCAAAUGUGGCUCACUAUUGCUUUUCUAUUCAUUGAAAUGAAGUGCUACAUGUGUUUGCUGAUUUCUUGUAUACUGUGCGCCUUGGAUACAGAUAUUUCACUAGCAUUCCGAGUGAUUUCAGGAAUGGUAUUUUGCAUAAUCUUGGGAUUGACUGGCUAUAUUGUAUUCCUUUACCUCCAUCCCCACAGGGAAGACAUAGGUUCAUUUUUGCUCAGGAAACGUGAGUUUGAACUUCAUAAUGCUGCUGUCUGUGCCUAA